AUGACUAGCAACACGACAGGCGACGAGAUCAAAGAGAAUCUCUAUAAGCUGUCUGUAGGUGCAUUCGUCCUCGAGCGAAACGGCGAAUAUCAAGGCGCAAUCGAGCUCCAUAGGAACUCUGUCGACAUUCUAGAGGCCGCGGCGGAGAGACUCAAGAAGAGCAAUGUGCGCAAGAUAUUCCGGAAGAUGUUUGAGCGGCAGGUGCAGCUUCAUCGAGAGCGACUCGCGUAUUUAGAGGGCCUUCAGCGUAAGGGUAGUUUUGAUGGAAUUGUCUUGCCGCCUUCGAGGAUGGGUCUCAUCGAGGAUUUGGCGAGAAAAGAUGAUACUAGCCCGUGGACAUUGUCUCAGCUCAGAAAAGCACUCCACGACUACGAGAAAGACGAGUCCCCUCACAAGGUGGUGCCUAGCCACCUGGAGCCGUUUUUGAACGCGUCCGAUUCAGCCCAGAUCCCAGCCUUCACUCCGAGUUUGUCGCCUUCGACUGAGAUUGUGACGUACCGCCUCUCGCACUCAUCAGAGCUGGUAGCCCUUGGCGUACGCUCUCACUGGUGGUUUGUUAAAGACUCGACCAGUACCCACGUACUAUACGCCCUCCAAGCGGUUUGGAGCCAAGAGGUCCCAAUCGUCGAAGCCAUCCUGCGACGCGCCGGCGAGUUUCUUCCCGAGAUGGGCGCCGUCAACAUCAGAAUCCGCAAAACAAAGGGAGGCAGCUUUCGCUUGGUGACGAGCACAGUCCCUCCGAAUACCGGCCAUAUCGUUGAGAUUCCCGACCGCGAAGCGCAAAGCAAAGACUGGUCUCCACGACGAUUUAACUAUGGUGGGCGUAACUUCGUGUGGAAGGGGCGUGUGGAUGGAAAGAGUGCAGACGGCGGCCUGUUCAAGUCGUUCGCUUGGGAGACGCUCUUUGAGACGAAACGCGUCUGGCCCAAGGAUGGAAGCAAGACGGGGAAGAUGGACGAUGAGACUGUAGGGCCGAAACUCUGCUGGGGAGAAAAGGGAGGCGGCAAUGGCGCGGACCAUUCCAUAUACAUGGUUGGAGGUCUGGACCAGCAGUUCAGAGAGCAUCUGCUCGCUUCCCAGUUGGCGAGACUGGUGCGCUGCAGCUAUCCUCCGCAGAAGGACGUCAAAGGGGUCGAAGCGGCAUCGGCGGGUUUGAGUGUAUUGGCCCUGGCGGAGGUGCUUUCCUGA
This is a messenger RNA of Aspergillus mulundensis, 1188 nucleotides long. RefSeq lists its product as uncharacterized. The record is from RefSeq and is a predicted model, not a curated record. Bases 1 to 1188 code for a protein of 395 amino acids. NCBI's taxonomy places the organism in Eukaryota, Fungi, Ascomycota, Eurotiomycetes, Eurotiales, Aspergillaceae. The transcript has 2 exons.